Molecule: messenger RNA, 958 nt
Organism: Zymoseptoria tritici IPO323
Lineage: Eukaryota; Fungi; Ascomycota; Dothideomycetes; Mycosphaerellales; Mycosphaerellaceae
Exons: 2
Coding region: 209-931 (240 amino acids)
Biological process (GO): regulation of transcription by RNA polymerase II
Cellular component (GO): nucleus
Molecular function (GO): DNA-binding transcription activator activity, RNA polymerase II-specific; RNA polymerase II transcription regulatory region sequence-specific DNA binding
Source: RefSeq, a predicted model, not a curated record
AUUCACAACACACAACGGCCACGACGACGACCGGCUGUGAUUCAUACCCGACCGACCAUAGCCGACCGCGACACGACUACGCCACCUCAUUUUAUCCGAACAAAGGACGCAACCUCAAAGCGACCACCACCGCCGAACUGCCCGCGACACACUCCACACGACUCACACUAUAUCCCUGCUUGACCGCGACAUCGACACCACCGCCGUCAUGUCGGGCUACAACCCUCGCCGCGCACCCAAUGUGUCGCAAUACCUCCAAAACCUCAACACGAUUCCCUCCCCGCAGGACCACCUCGCACAACAGGCCGAGCUGAGUCUCGCCGACGAUGGUCUCGACUUCCUCACCAACGCCGAGUUCUUCGACUUUGACCAGUUCAACCCCAAUGCCGCCGGCUUCCCUCAGAACGACAUCGUCGCCAAGCCUGAAACACCCUUCCAAUUCGGCGACUUCGGCGCAUUCCCUCCCACCGCCGUGACCUCUCCCUCCACCAUCUCCAGCCCCCACAAUGGCCUCCAAGGCGCCUACCCACCUCAACCACACCACUUCCCCGGCGCAACCACGCCCUCCACCGGCGACAAGCGCAAAGCCUCCAUCGCCGGCGUUCCCGCUCCCGAACACCUCGAAGAAUCCUCCCGCGUCGCCGCAGAAGAGGAUAAACGUCGCCGCAACACCGCUGCAUCCGCCCGCUUCCGUGUGAAGAAGAAGCAGCGCGAACAAGCGCUCGAGAAGCAGACCAAGGACAUGGCGGAUAAGGUAUCCGCGCUGGAGGGCAAAGUGCAGCAGUUGGAGAUGGAGAAUAAGUGGUUGAAAGAACUCAUUACGGAGAAGAGCGAUACGAAGACGCUGGAGGCGGCGCUGGAAGCGAGGAUGAAGAAGGAGACGACGGAGCGGAGUAGCGGCAACCGCACGGAUGGUGUUGGUACGGAUUGAUGAUGGGUUUCGUGUUGAUUGAUGAAU